CACCAAUGUAUAGCAUAGAACACUCCCUCAACACCAAUUUUGAAGGGCUUUAAAGGUUCUGAUGUUAGCAAUCGGGAUGUUGCCGCCGGCGAUCUAGUCCUUUUCCGUAGCGUUCUGGUACGAACAUUCCAAACGGUGCAGCGUUUGGCGUUUCAGGUGGCGCAAAUUAUUUCAGGCUAUCAUUGUUUGAAAAUCGAUAGAUCAACAUUUUAAAUGGCGGUGAUUAGGUGUAGAAGUUGGUGUAAAAUUUUGAGUGGGAUGCUGCUGGGUAAUGUAGAGAUAAAUGAAAUUGGAAGAAGAUGGUAUUCUAGAGAUAUGAAGACUGACUGGAAUAAGCUGCGACCAAUGAUACAACAGAGGAUAGAGAAGAGGCUUAUAGGAUAUCCACUAAGAUACAUGAUUCCUAUUGCAAAGGAAGUUCUUCUAGCACGGUCUACUCUCAUCCAUGGAGUUUCUGCACUCCUCAAGGCAUUACCUGUUGUAACUUGCAAGAACUGUCCGGAAGUAUAUAUUGGUGAAAAAGGUCAUAUGAUUCGCUCAUGCCGUGGUUUUAAACAGUUGAACAAGAAUCAGGUCCAUGAAUGGAUCAAGGCAAGUUUAAAUGAUAUACUAGUUCCUGUGGAGACAUUUCAUCUUGAAAACCUGGCCCAAGAUGUGAUCAUGCACCACGAAAGAUUUAAUCACGAACGUGUUCCCGUUAUCGUUGAACUGUGUUGCCAAGCAGGAGCUUAUCCACAAGAUUUUGAUUUUCGAUCUUCUAACUGUAUGUCAAAAGCUACAGAAUCUGCAGUAGAGUUUUCCUCGUGUACAUUGUCGGCUAAUGAAUUGAUGACCAUAGGAAACAGAACAUUAAGUGCAUGGGAAAUACUCAGAGAAGGUGUCAAGAAGCUAUUAUUGGUCUAUCAUGCGAAGGUCUGCAAAUAUUGUUCGGAAGUUCACGUGGGACCAUCUGGCCAUAAAGCCCGACUUUGUGGAGUAUUCAAGUGUGAACACUGGCGAGGGAAUCAUUUCUGGCAGAAGGCGAGUGUAGAUGAUUUAGUACCACCUAAAAUGGUGUGGUGUCGUCGACCUCAAGACCCUCUAGUACUUCUCCAUGAACACCGUAGUUACUAUGGGCAUUUACCUGCUGUAGUAGAUCUCUGCUCAAAGGCUGGUGCUAUGCCACCCGCCAAAUAUUCUUGUAUGAUGAAAAUUCAGGGUUUAAGCGGGCCGCCUCCAGAUUUUAUUUCAGGCUAAACUCACCUUUUUGGCAUUGAGUUCACUUGUCAUUUCGGACCGUCCCAAGUUUUCGAGGUGAAAUAGAUUCUUUUCGAUAUCAAUCUUCUUCCGGGAAGCUAUUUUGGGACACCGUGAUAAAAUGUGCCAAUGCAUUAUUGGUGACACUUUUUAAAGAUGCAUAUGGUUAAGAUUUGUUCUCUUCGCUUGAUAUGAGGCAAUAAUGUUGCUCGUUGUUACCAUUUUGUUCCUUUGUUUGGCUUGAUUUUUCGGGACUCUGGGAGAUUAUUAUUAGUCCAUUAGAUAGAUUUUUCAAAAGAUUUGUUCAAUACCUAGCAUCAUCAGAGCAUGUACUUCUCAAUGCACAUGCUUUGUUUAAAUAGUUGUUACACUUUUUUAUUUCAUGUAUUUAAUGCAUUAUGUUGAUUAUGUAUUUAGAUCAGAUUUGGA
This is a messenger RNA of Amaranthus tricolor (Joseph's coat), 1665 nucleotides long. RefSeq names its product APO protein 4, mitochondrial. The record is from RefSeq and is a predicted model, not a curated record. The coding region runs from base 214 to 1236 and encodes 340 amino acids. The transcript is spliced from 3 exons. Gene Ontology annotation, molecular function: RNA binding. NCBI's taxonomy places the organism in Eukaryota, Viridiplantae, Streptophyta, Magnoliopsida, Caryophyllales, Amaranthaceae.